UAACGAACAUGGCUCGUCUGGUGUUGUGUGUCUUGGCACUGCUGGCCUGUGGGCUGGCAGAUCCUGUCCAUAAGGUGCAGCAAAAAAUUGCUGAUAAGGAAUUCCUGGAACAUCAAGUGGAUGUAUUGAACCUGUUCUAUCACAUCCACGAACCAAUUCACGAGCCUGAGCUGCAGCAUUGGGAUCAAUGGGACCUUAUCCAGAACAUCGAGAAAUAUACCAACGAAACUGCUGUCAAAUUAUACUGGGAAUUUAUUAAAUCCGAUGCGAUACUACCUCGAGGUGUACCGUUCUCAGUUUUGGAGCCCACGCACUUAUUCGAAGCUAAACUCUUAUACAAUGUUUUGUAUUCAUCUAAAGAUUUUAGCACAUUCUAUAAGACUGCAGUCUUUGUUAGAAACAAGGUCAAUGAGGGUCUUUUCGUGUACGUCCUGAGCGUUGUGUUAUUACACCAUCCGGGUACCCAAGGCAUUGUGAUCCCACCAAUUUACGACAUUUUCCCUUCGUACUUCCACAAUGCCCAAGUACUUACCACAGCGCAGAGAAUCAAUACUCAUGGCAAGCAAUGGAUUGAACAUUACCCAUCUACUUAUGUUUGGGAUGAGAAUGUUGUAAUAAGGUGGAACGAUACCGUAUGGCCCUACUUUACCGAUGACAACACUCUAACCUACUUCACGCAUGACGUUAACCUCAAUGCAUUCUACUAUAACCACAACUUGUUGUAUCCAUACUGGCUUGGAGGUGAAGAAACACCUUUGAUUAAAGACAGACGUGGUGAAUUCUGGUGGUUCUUACACAAGCAAAUUGUUACCCGUUACUACUUAGAAAGAUUGUCUAAUGGCUUUGGAGAAAUACCAGUGCUUGAUUUUAACUUGGUUAAACAAGGAUACGUUCCACAAAUAUCAUACCACAACGGUAUUCCAUUCCCUGUCAGGCCCAACCACUUCCAUCUUGAUCAACCUGAGUUUGUUGAAGCCAUCACUAAGAUUAUAGAUUAUGAACAUCGCGUUCGCGAAGCCAUUGAUCAAGGCUAUGUCGUCAAUCACGUCGGUGAGCACAUCAACAUCCACACUCCGGAGGCUAUUGACAUUCUCGGCCGUUUAAUAGAGGGUGGCAUUGAUUCUCCCAACCCCAAAUACUACAAGGACUUUAUCAGCAUUUGGAAGGCUCUUCUUGGAAACACUUUAUGGCACAAGCAACGCUAUCACAAUGACCAGGUUGCGCUUGUAGUUCCGUCGGUCUUGGAACACUAUCAGACUGCCCUUCGCGAUCCUGCUUUCUAUUCGAUUUGGAAACGCGUUCUUGAACUGUUCACUGCUUGGCACAAGACUCUUCCUUCUUAUGAUGUCCACAAAUUGAUAGUUCCAUCUGUUACCAUUAAGAGCGUCGAGGUAGACAAACUCGUAACUUUCUUUGAACACGUCUACCUUAACGUCACUAACCACCUGUAUUUGAACGAACACGAGAGUAAGGCAGUAGUCGAUGAUGUCAGCGUGUUAGUUCAACGUCCACAGUUGAACCACAAGGUAUUCACUGUACGUGUUAACGUUACCAGUGAGGAAGCGAAGACCGUUCUUGUUAAGUUCUUCUUGGCACCCAAAUACGAUAGUAACGGUGUCGAAAUUCCUCUGCAUGAGAACACUGAAAACUUCUACCUGCUGGAUAUUUUCCCAUACGAUUUACCUACCGGAAAUGUUGUCAUCAAGCGCGAGUCGACUGACAACUGGCUCACGAUCCGCAACUGGACUCCUGGAUACGAGGUCUAUGAGAAGGCUUACAAUGCGCUGCACGGCAAAGGACAAUUCGUCCUUGAUAAAACUCAUCGCCUUAACGGAUUCCCUGAUCACCUUCUUUUGCCUAAAGGUCGCGUUGGAGGUUUUCCAUUCGUUCUUCUGGUCCACAUUUCCGAAUUCCGACCGAGCAAGAUUCCGCAAGGCAGCAAUUUCGAUCCUAUCGUUUCCUACGGUCUCGGCUCCGGCGCUCGCUGGUUGAGCGACGAACCGUUCGGCUACCCAGUGGACAGGCCGCUGUACCAGUGGCAGGCUGACAAAGUUCCUAACCUUUACAUCCAGGACGUCCACAUCUUCCACAAACAUGUUCCUGAAGUGGAUGUGCCUCAAGUUGUUUAAGCGCAGUCGAUUUUAAUACUGAACUAUAAUUCCUACAUAUAUUUAUAUACGUUAUUAGUUUGUUUUAUGAAAACUUUAUGAUAUUACAAUAGCUAUAGUUGAGUUUGAAAAAAUGGACCUGUAUAUGUGUAAAAUACUUUCUUUUUUACCCAA
Molecule: messenger RNA, 2282 nt
Organism: Papilio machaon (common yellow swallowtail)
Lineage: Eukaryota; Metazoa; Arthropoda; Insecta; Lepidoptera; Papilionidae
Product: acidic juvenile hormone-suppressible protein 1
Exons: 8
Coding region: 9-2129 (706 amino acids)
Source: RefSeq, a predicted model, not a curated record